AUGGGCCGACGGCCUGCGCGGUGCUACAGGCAGAUCAAGGGGAAGCCGUACCCCAAGUCGCGCUUCUGCCGCGGUGUGCCAGACCCCAAGCUCAGGAUCUACGAUGUGGGCGCCAAGAAGGCGCCCGUGGACCAGUUCCCCAAGUGCGUGCACUUGGUGAGCUGGGAGAAAGAGAACGUGUCCUCUGAGGCGCUGGAGGCCGCCCGCGUGGCGUGCAACAAAUACCUGACCAAGCACGCCGGCAAGGACGCCUUCCACAUCCGCAUCCGCGUCCAUCCCUUCCACGUGCUGAGGAUCAACAAGAUGUUGUCGUGCGCCGGGGCUGAUAGGCUCCAAACGGGGAUGCGGGGCGCCUUUGGGAAGCCCCAGGGCGUGUGUGCGCGCGUCAAGAUCGGCCAAGUGCUGAUGUCCGUGAGGUGCAGGGACCAGCACACGGAGGUUGCGCGCGAGGCUCUCCGUCGCGCGAAGUUCAAGUUCGCCGGGCGGCAGAAGGUGGUGGACAGCAGAAACUGGGGCUUCACGUCCUACGGACGGGAGGACUACGUGCAGUGGCGGCGUGCGGGGCGGCUGGUGCCCGACGGCGUGAACGCCAAGCUGCUGGGCAACCACGGCCCGGUCGACUCCAGGGUGCCCAAGCAGCUCUUCUCCACAGCGGCUCGAAACUGCGGGAUCCCCAUCCACGACGAGUGA
This is a messenger RNA of Ostreobium quekettii, 690 nucleotides long. Lineage: Eukaryota; Viridiplantae; Chlorophyta; Ulvophyceae; Bryopsidales; Ostreobiaceae. The record is from the annotation of a GenBank genome assembly.